GUAAGUACGCUCUAUCCCUGUGCGCGACUCACGCGGGCCAGAGAGCGACCUCCUCAUUUCGUUAGGUUUUUCCGUUGGGACUGUCAUUUCCUUAUUCAAAUGGACCAUAUUGGCCCCCCAGUUGAAACAACGCAACUUUUCUCUGGCCCGGCAGUGGGAGGUUGCAGUUGGUGCCGUGACGCUGUCUCGACGAGACGGCCCGGGGCGAAGCGGGAGACGAAGUUUUGAAUAGUUUGAGUCCUGGAAUUACACUUUACCAGUGAUCUAAGGCGAACUUCGGCAACCUGGGAGAAGGCCCCGGCAAGUGUUUGAAUUUGCAGCUGCAGUGUUCCGCUUUUCCACGCCAGAAGGUCUCUUGUCCCACCUGCGGUGACCCUGUAGUGACCUCAUACCCUAGUUCCGGGCUCUGCUGCAAAGCAGUUUAGUGUCUUUUUCGGCAUCUUCCAGCCUUCCUUUUGGAAAUCGUUAACGUGAAUCUCGACGUGUCUUUCCAUGGAGCAGGCAGUCAGGGUUCUGAAGGUGGCCAUUGCAGGCUGUACCGGUCGCAUGGGCGAACGGUUAGUUGCUUUGACUCGAGCUGAUCCUGCCUUACAUUUUGUUGGCGGCGUGCGGACACUAGCCGGGCGAGACACCAUGGUGACCUCGACAGCCGAACAGCAUCCAGGCGGUUCGAAGAAAGCAAACGGAGAAGCUGUAAGAACUGGUAUUAGCCAGGAGCCAGGGACACCAGGGAAGGACGACGCCCCUGGCGUAUAUACUUCACUGGACGAGCUCAUCGAUGAAAGUGGUCAUAAACCUUCGGUAGUCAUUGACUUCAGCAAUCCUGCAGGAACGAUGUCGCUUAUACCGUCAUGUAUUCGACACGGCGUCGCCUUAGUGAUUGGAACUACUGGAUUUACUCCAGCCGAGCUGGAGAAGGUGGAAUCAGCGGCGAGAGACAUUCCUCUCUGCAUUGCGGCCAACUUCUCUCUCGGUGUCAAUCUGCUCAUCCGGAUUGUAGGCGAGGUUGCAGCCAGUCUUGGGGAAGACUUUGACAUCGAACUCGUUGAGGCACAUCACAAUCGCAAGGUCGAUGCGCCCAGCGGGACAGCGGUAGCUCUGCUUGACUCCAUUGCUACCGCCACUGGACGGAGGACCUGCACCGGUAGCGACGAGGAAGAGACCACAUCAGAGACUCACCCAGAGAAGAUGGUGCUUGUUCAUGGGCGAGAGAGUCGCAAUGCCAAAAGAAGGCGGGGAGAAGUUGGUGUGCAUGCCCUCCGCAUGGGCAGUGUGGUUGGUGAGCACAGUGUGAUGUACGCCAGUGACUUUGAACGAAUCACACUCAGUCACCAUGCGGAAACGAGAGAUGUUUUCGCAUCCGGUGCCAUUCGCAUGGCCAAAUGGAUUGCUCAUCGACCAAAGGGCAAGUAUCAGGUGAGUGACAUGCUCUUCGAGAAGAGGAAAACCAGCAGAACCGAGGUGUAACCUUGUUUGUAACAGUGUGGCCAUGGGAACUGAGUGCUCUGCUGCAAAACGUCGGAGUUAUCAUACCUCUCUUCUUUUUCACAAAGGAACACCACGUGGGUCGUGACCGGCAAGCUGGAGCUGGCCAUGUCGCUCUGCGACGAGCAACUGUAUUUCCGAAGCACCACACACUAAGGAAGCAUGGAUAUAUGAAGUGGGUCGGAACAUGUUACUCUUUCUGGAAUUUUCUAUCUGCCUGGUGUUCCGGUAUACGGUUUUGAGUGUUACUUUAAUCGCAAUCGUCUCGCGUCUUCUGUCACGUUCCAGUUCACGAGAAAUCCUAGUUGCGGGAUGUUAUUUGCCGAUGUGUAGCGCGUUCGAAAUGGCAUCUACAUCAACCUGGCAUGUGCGCACAUCGCAUCGUCCUAUUUGAGAGAAACCCUGGAAUGCCAAAAUUGCAAGCAGUAGAUGCAUCCGCAUCUGCUGAUGCCGCUUCCAGGGUUUGAAGAAAUAUGCGGAGACAAUUACAGCCACUCGAGCGUGACUUCUGGAGGAUGAUCCACACUGUCUGCGUCAACGGUCUGGCUUCGUAGUCCACACAAAACGGAUACAUAUCAUCGUGCAUGGUGCAGUAUCGAAAACCCAAAGGGAAGUGGCGUCUUCUUUUCUCUUAUAGCAACAGAAAACAAUGUAGGAGCUCCUUAAGGCUAUGUUCCACACAUACUGACGUGUUCUGCGUUAGAUGCUACACAUUUGACGGAG
Messenger RNA from Toxoplasma gondii ME49, 2208 nucleotides. RefSeq names its product dihydrodipicolinate reductase. Lineage: Eukaryota; Apicomplexa; Conoidasida; Eucoccidiorida; Sarcocystidae. The transcript is spliced from 3 exons. The coding region runs from base 493 to 1467 and encodes 324 amino acids. The record is from RefSeq and is a predicted model, not a curated record. Gene Ontology annotation, molecular function: 4-hydroxy-tetrahydrodipicolinate reductase activity.